UAGAGCAAUUGUUACUUGACUUUGCCGGAAUCAUCGAGUAUUUCGAUGGGGCCAUAAUAUUUAAAAGAAGAAUAGCUAUGUUGAUUUCUUAUGUAUUUUUUACACAAUUCGCUGUGGAAAUCUAGAAGUACAUAAAAAAUUGUGUAUCAAUGGCAUUUACGUGACACAGUGGUGAUAAAAUGGAGGGUAGCGAAGUGAAUUUUAGCCAAGUGCAACUGAGUUCACUCACGUACGAGGCGCAACAGGCGCUCUCGUAUUUGUUGGAUUCACAGAAAUUACUGCUCAGUGAGGGCCCUGACAAACUUCCGAGAGACUGGCGAGGUCUAGCCUGUUUACUAAACAUAUCUACAGAAAUAACAAACUCGUUUGAGUCAAACAAGACUGCCAAAGUGAUAAGUUACUGGGCGAGACGUGCAGAUGGCACGGCAACAGUCGGUCGUCUCCUCGAUUAUGUGCAAAGGAUCGACAGAUAUGAUGUGUUCGAUGAUUUUAUGGAUUUGUGGAGCAAUGGGCAACUUGUUGUUAACCAGCCAAAACCAUUUCCCAACAACAUCAUUGCCAAACGAGAAGAUAUGUCAGUCGUCCCAUAUGAUGAGGAUAUAGAAGAAAACAUAAUAACAUUUGAUGAUAAGAUUCAUGGCGCACCCCAGUUCUACCAUGGAUAUGUGUUGUAUGCACUGGAAGACAAGGACUUUGUUGAUGAAAUGCUGAUCAGGAUGAAGGAGAAAGGUUACAAUCUAUGCACAGAAGACAACCUUCUUCCUGACUAUUCAACGACGUUUGCGCCAGUAUCACGACUCAUUUCGUCCGACAGGUGCCGGCGUAUCAUUCUGGUAUAUUCUCCGGACUUUCUCGACAGUCCUGCUAAUAAUUUUUACAUGGAUUACGCACAGGCCGUUGGUAUUGAAACGCGGAAACCAAAGAUACUCCCGGUGAUAUAUCGCAACUGCCCGCUGCCGCGGCAGGUCCGCUUUUAUCUCAAGCUAUAUUUCACUCCAUCCGGGAACAAGGCCUCGUAUGACUUCUGGGAACGCCUGGCUUGCUCACUCGAAGCUAGGGAGGUGCACUCGCCGCACAGACUUAAUGGGUACUCAUCCAACCUGUCGUCCGGCCUGAGCAUCACCGAAAUUAGUUCCGGAGCGAUGACCGGCAUGUCUCAGACGCACCUGUUACGCCUCCCCCCCGCCAUCCGUAGUGCGUCCGAGAACCACCUCAAUCGCUACGCGGACUACAUCGAGUCCGGGAACGAUCUCCACACGACCUCCACUAUCGUCAGCGACACCUCGGAAGUGAAAAAGAAGAAAAAGUUCGGCCUCAAACGUUAUUUCUUAAAAAAGAUCAAGUCCAAAGGUGACACUAAGAAGGGCAUUUAGUGUUUCAUUGUCAUGCCCCGUGGCCAACACAAGCGCGGCGAGCGAUAAUCUAUUGCUUGAAGGUCAAAACAUCACGGAAUACAUAAUUGUUUUCGAUAGUCAGUCACUGUGAUUGUUUGUUAAAAUGAACAGGUAAUAAUUUAGAAAACGUAUUCAUAUUUUGUUGUUUCCAUUUGAACAAUAUAACUCUUAAAGAAGUCCCGUGUCCAGCUGUGCCACGUAUGUCAUUCGAUACCAAUAAUUAACAGAUAACUCUGCAUGGAGUCAAGACAUCUGUAGUUUUUGCGCGACCGCUAGCAGGCGGUAGGAAAUAUCCUAAAGUCGGUAAUACAAACAUUUGCACAACCGGUUUUGGUUUGGAAGAGUCAUUGAACUCACGAGUUCACG
This is a messenger RNA of Hyposmocoma kahamanoa, 1760 nucleotides long. RefSeq names its product myeloid differentiation primary response protein MyD88-like. The record is from RefSeq and is a predicted model, not a curated record. Gene Ontology annotation, cellular component: plasma membrane. Lineage: Eukaryota; Metazoa; Arthropoda; Insecta; Lepidoptera; Cosmopterigidae. Gene Ontology annotation, molecular function: Toll-like receptor binding; TIR domain binding. The transcript is spliced from 6 exons. Gene Ontology annotation, biological process: MyD88-dependent toll-like receptor signaling pathway; positive regulation of canonical NF-kappaB signal transduction; Toll signaling pathway. Bases 180 to 1373 code for a protein of 397 amino acids.